UACGAAACUAAAGAACUUCAACUUCCUGUAGCGGUCAAGUUGUCGGCACGUGUAAACAAAAGUAAAAUACCAAUUUAACAAUGUCUUUUAUUGAAGUUAGCCCUGACAGCGAUUUUCCGCUGCAGAACCUGCCUUAUGGCGUCUUUUCCACCGCAGAUAAUCCAACCCAUCGUAUAGGUGUUGCCAUUGGUAACCAGGUGUUGGACCUGAGUGUCAUCAGACACCUGUUCACCGGACCGAUCCUACAGAGCCAACAGGAUGUCUUUGCAGAGACCACCCUUAACUCCUUCAUGGGCCUGGGGCGGGCAGCCUGGCAGGAGGCUCGCUCGACCUUACAGCAGCUUCUGUCUGCUCAAGAACCGUUACUCUCCAACAACAAAGACCUUCGAGCUAGGGCGUUUGUGCCACAGUCAGAUGCAAUCAUGCACUUACCAGCAAAAAUAGGGGACUACACGGAUUUCUAUUCCUCCAAGAACCACGCCUACAAUGUCGGUUGUAUGUUCCGAGGACCAGACAACGCCCUCAUGCCUAACUGGACACACCUCCCGGUUGGUUACCAUGGCAGGGCCUCCUCAGUUGUCAUAUCUGGAACCCCCAUUAGACGCCCCAAUGGACAGACUAGGCCUGAUGAAUCUCAGCCACCAGUGUUUGGUCCUUGCAAAUUAUUUGACUUUGAGCUGGAGAUGGCAUUCCUAGUCGGCCCCGGCAACCAGCUGGGAGAGCCAAUCAGCAUGGACAAGGCAGAGGAUCACAUCUUUGGCAUGGUUCUGAUGAAUGACUGGAGUGCCCGUGACAUCCAGAAAUGGGAGUAUGUACCUUUAGGGCCCUUCCUUGGGAAGAACCUGGGAACCAGCAUUUCCCCAUGGGUGGUGACCAUGGAUGCCCUGAAACCCUUCGUGGUCCCUAAUGCCACCCAGGACCCCAAGCCCCUCCCCUAUCUGUAUCAUGAGGACCCAUACAACUUUGACAUUCAUCUAGAAGUAGCCAUUAAAGGUGAAGGAAUGCCAAAACCAGCAACUGUAUGCUGUAGUAAUUUCAAGUUCAUGUACUGGACAAUGAAGCAACAGUUGACCCAUCACACAGUGACCGGGUGUAAUGCUAACCCCGGGGAUCUAAUGGCCUCUGGUACUAUCAGUGGAGAGACGCCCGACUCGUAUGGCAGCAUGUUGGAGUUGUGUUGGAAAGGAACAAAGACGGUGGAUCUUGGGAACGGGGAGACCCGGAAAUUCCUGAAGGACGGAGACGAUGUCAUUUUCACAGGUUAUUGUGAGAAAGAUGGAGUUCGGAUUGGAUUUGGGUCAUGUACUGGACAAGUCUUACCCGCCCUUCCCAUGUCCUGAGAUUGACCACCAACAGCCAAUCACAGCGCUUGGCUCAUUUAUCUGUUGAACAAAGUAUUCAUAGUAUUCCAGCAUUGUUGUAUUAAAGUGUGUGUUAGAGAAUGGGGAUUUUUAAUAGUCACUGAUCAUUUGGAGGAGAGGGAAACUCAUUUUGUACAAGUGCAUAUAUGUUUGAUUAUAUGUUCAUGAAAAAAAAAUUAAUUAUUUGUACAAUGAAAUCUAUUGACUAUCUUUGUUUUUCAUGGGUAUGUGUUAGUGUAUAAUAAAUAUGAGUUUAAAAUUA
Molecule: messenger RNA, 1623 nt
Organism: Magallana angulata
Lineage: Eukaryota; Metazoa; Mollusca; Bivalvia; Ostreida; Ostreidae
Product: fumarylacetoacetase-like
Exons: 12
Coding region: 81-1340 (419 amino acids)
Biological process (GO): homogentisate catabolic process; L-tyrosine catabolic process; L-phenylalanine catabolic process
Molecular function (GO): fumarylacetoacetase activity
Source: RefSeq, a predicted model, not a curated record